This is a messenger RNA of Kluyveromyces lactis, 816 nucleotides long. RefSeq names its product cytochrome c1 heme lyase CYT2 (gene CYT2). The coding region runs from base 1 to 816 and encodes 271 amino acids. Gene Ontology annotation, biological process: cytochrome c-heme linkage. Gene Ontology annotation, cellular component: mitochondrion. Gene Ontology annotation, molecular function: holocytochrome-c synthase activity. Lineage: Eukaryota; Fungi; Ascomycota; Saccharomycetes; Saccharomycetales; Saccharomycetaceae. The transcript has a single exon. The record is from RefSeq and is a predicted model, not a curated record.
AUGCCAGAACAGCCUAAGUGUCCUGUGGAUGACUCCACGAAGGAAGUGUGGUUGAAACAACAGAGCACUAAUAAUAAGAAUGAAUCAGCAAAAGCACUACCUCCAAAUCAUCCACCGGCUAGUUCUGAAGGGUCAGGAGUUUGUCCGGUAGACCAUUCUUCCCAGGAUGUAUGGCUGAAAAACCAUCUACAGACCGUUAAUGGCUCUGCUGGCGGUGCUGCAGUUGCAGCAGCACCAGCACCAAUCAUAUCGAUCAUCACUGAGGAUGUCGAAUGUUCAAGUGAUGAGAUACCUGAACACCCGAAAUAUACCACAGCUGUUAAUUUGCCAACAGAGAGAGAGAAAUCCUCCAUUCCUAGAACCGGAACAUCGGAUAAUUGGGUUUAUCCAUCAGAGAAGCAAUUCUUCGAGGCAAUGAAGAGAAAAAAUUGGGAUCCCGAAGCUGUGGAUAUGAAAGCCGUUGUUCCCAUCCACAAUUCCGUUAAUGAAAGAGUAUGGAAUUAUAUCAAAAUUUGGGAAGACGGACAAGGGGGAGAUGUCUGUGGUGGCAUCAAAUUGACUAGUUUCAAAGGCGAUUCAAAGAAGUUAACCCCAAGAGCAUGGUUUAGAUCCUCAAUCCUUGGAAUGACCAAACCUUUUGAUAGGCACGAUUGGGUCGUCGAUCGCUGCGGGAAACAAAUAGAUUAUGUCAUCGACUUCUAUUCGAAUCCAGAACCUGAAAAGAACCACCUUCCUCCAAUAUAUUUGGACGUUAGACCAAAAGUGAAUACUUUUGAAGGUUGUAAAUUACGCGUUAUGAAAAUGCUAGGAUUUUAA